UCAGCUUCCUGCUACAGAGGACCCAGGAUCUGAUCAUUCUCCCUUGAGGAAUCAUGAGGCUGGCACCCAUCCUGCCGCGUCUAGUGACGAAGAGUCAGAGGAGGAUAUGCUCGCGCCUCCCAAGUCUAAACGGUCUGCUAUCGCUCAAGUCAAGACGGACAUUUCUUCGGAUGAGGACGAGGUAUUCAGCUUGCGUCCCCCCUCGCAGGCUCAAAGCUCGAUUGAGAGCUCCCUCGCCAGAAGCCGCUCCGCUGUCAAGGCUACAAAGGAAUCAGAUUCCGAGUCUGAAGAAGAAGAAAUUCCGCUGACGACGCGGUCUCUGAAGCACAAGGCUCUGCCCGUCGCUCGGCCUGGCCUGAGCCAGCUGCCUCAGGACGAAAAAGCGCCAAUCACUGCAGAGAGAGAUGCUCGGCCAUGCUUUGCUUGCACUGAGGAGCAAGCUGAGAUUGGCCCCUUGAUCCUGGAUUCCGAGGCAUGUAUUAAGGUUCCCGCCUCGAUUAAUCGCUUUCUGCGAGACUAUCAGAGAGAGGGCAUCAAAUUCAUGUUCAAGGCUUGGCAGGAGAAGAGAGGUGCCAUUCUCGGGGAUGACAUGGGCUUGGGGAAAACGGUGCAAGUCAUCGGAUUCCUCUCUGCAAUUAUGGGCAAGACCGGCAGAGAGCAGGACCUCGACCGCCGGAUCAAGGCUUCUCGGGCGUCCCGCUUUGCAGCGGGAACCCGAGCCAACGAUAUAUGGCCUACGUGUCUCGUGCUCUGUCCCCAGACUGUCACUGGGAAUUGGUUGAAGGAGCUCGAGACUUGGGGCUACUUCGAGGUCGCACAUUACGGCACAGGACAAAGCGAUCCCCUUCAGGCCUUCAAACGGGGGCGACUUGAUGUCGUUGUAGCAUCUCACGAAUACGCGAUCAUGCGUAUCGAUGAGCUCAAGGACCUCGACUUCUCGUGCAUCUUCAUGGACGAGGCACACAAGUUCAAGUCGGCCUCCACCAAGGGGACGCAGGCCAUGAAUCGCUUCCGGUGCCCGGUGCGCAUUGCAAUGAGCGGGACGGUGAUCCAGAACCGCUACGAGGAGAUGUGGUCCAUUUUCGACUGGACCAAUCCCCGUAAGUUCGGCACCAUCAAGGCCUGGACAGACCUGAUUGCAAUGCCUCUGAAGUUAGGCCAACGCAGGGGAGCCUCUGCCGAAGAAGUGGCUGAUCAUCGUCUGAUUAGCAAGCUCUUUACAAAGAAUUUCCUCCCGCCCUUUCUGCUGCGCCGGACAAAAGCACUAAUCGCCGACCAGAUGCCGGCCAAGACGGACAAGAUCAUCUUCUGUCCUCUGGCACUGCAACAGCUGCAAGGGUAUCGCAUGUUUUGCGAGCUGCCUGAGGUCAGGCUCAUGCUGCGCAUGAAUGAAUCUUGCCCCUGCGGCCGCGAGGACAACGAGGGCCGACGCUUCCGCCGCAAGAACUGCUGCAACAAAGGUGCCGCCAGGGACAUUCUACGGUACAUGAAUAUCCUGACCUGCCUUGCCAACCACGCUGCGCUGUUCUUUCCCGACCCGGAAGAUCUCCGCAGUCCAAAGGAGAGUGUACGUGAGCGGUUCGAGAAGCAGCGGGGUUAUGUGGAGUCGCUUUGGCCAGAAAGUUGGGAAUCGAAGCUCUGUAACGCGAGCAAUGGUCUCCAGCCCAAUCUGUGCGGCAAGUGGCUGGUCCUCCGCGAUCUGCUUGGCACUUGGCAAAAGCAGGGCGACAAAGUCCUUCUGUUCUCGCGGUCGAUUCGCCUCCUCAAUUGGCUACAGUGGUUCGUCGAGCAUUCUGCCUGGACAUUCUUGCGCCUUGAUGGUACCACCCCCCAGGCUCAGAGACAGCAGAAAGUCGAUGAUUUCAAUAGCGACCCGUCAAUGUUUCUGUUUCUGAUCUCUACACGCGCUGGCGGCACCGGGCUGAACCUUACUGGAGCAAACAAGGUGGUCAUUUUCGACCCGAGCUGGAACCCUGCAGAGGAUAUGCAGGCCAUGGACCGAGCCUACCGCUUCGGCCAGCAGCGGGACGUGUACGUUUACCGUCUGAUUGGCGCGGGAACGCUCGAGGAGAUUAUAUAUGGCCGGCAAAUUUACAAGUCUCAGGCCGCUAACAUUGCCUACAGUGCAUCAUCUGAGCGACGCUUCUUUUCGGGCGUGGAAGGAGUGUACGAAGGAGAACUGUUUGGGCUUCAGAACAUCCUCUCCUUCCGGGAGUCCGGCACGAUCACGAAGGCCAUCAUCGAGGAUUGUGAGGUCGACGAGGCCGUUCAAGAGGUGCGCAAAUUCCUCCGAGACCUCGGCUCGCCCGCUGCUGGCGCUCACGGUGAUGACAGCGACGAAGAGCCCAACACGCGCGAGGAUACCAGAAGCGAUGCUGGCGAGUCGGAUGCGGACGCAAGGCCUAGUGGGAGCAUCUCUCGAAAGAAGAGGAGAGAGUCCAGUCCGGCAAAGGGCAAGGAGAAAGCCGUCGAGGAUCAGAUCCUUGCCUCCCACGGCAUCUCAUACACGCAUGACCAUCAACAGGUCAUGCAGGGCCCUUCCCGGGGGCCGAGGCGUCAGCGCCAACUUUCGGAGGCAGAGGACAGCGCGAGCACGCCAGGAUCGAAGAAGCCGCUCAAGCAAGGAGGAUCUGUUUGGCCGCCUCCACGCAGUCGCAGGCGCGAUGAGUGGAUCUAGCAAGGAAUGAGUAUACCCGGCGGAAUGAUUGAUGCAGUAGAAGGGACGUGAGCGUGAUGUGAACUUGGGGAGA
Messenger RNA from Microstroma glucosiphilum, 2750 nucleotides. RefSeq lists its product as hypothetical. The coding region runs from base 107 to 2677 and encodes 856 amino acids. Gene Ontology annotation, molecular function: ATP-dependent chromatin remodeler activity; ATP binding. The transcript has a single exon. The record is from RefSeq and is a predicted model, not a curated record. NCBI's taxonomy places the organism in Eukaryota, Fungi, Basidiomycota, Exobasidiomycetes, Microstromatales, Microstromataceae.